Messenger RNA from Closterium sp. Naga37s-1, 903 nucleotides. The record is from the annotation of a GenBank genome assembly. NCBI's taxonomy places the organism in Eukaryota, Viridiplantae, Streptophyta, Zygnematophyceae, Desmidiales, Closteriaceae.
AUGGAGCUUCCAGACGACACUAGCUUGGACUGGCAGGGUCGGCAAGUGCUGCUGACGAGGAAAGAGGGGGAUCUGAGUGGGGAGAAGGCGGAGGGGGAGAACGUGGAGGGGGGAGAACGUGGAAGGGGGGAGGCUGAGGGGGAGAAUGUGGAAGGGGAGAAGGAGAAAGAGGAGGAGACGAGGGACAACGGGGCAGAGAGGGAGAAAGAAGAUGCCAAGGGGAAGGAGGAGAGGAAGUUCUUCCCCCAGCUGCAAGCAGCAGCGCCCAUAGGCGCGGGGCAGCUGCUGCUGCGCCUGCCCCUGCCGCUGCUGCUCAACGCCUCGCGCUGCUCUGCGCCCUCCCCCCGCCUCCCCCUCCCCCCGCGCCUCCCCGUCUCCCCCGGAGGUGCCCUCGCCGCCUGCCUGCUGCUGCUGCAGCAGCAGGGGGAGGGGGGCGAGCCGGGGGGAAGGGAGGGGGGAGGUGAGGCCGGCGAGGAGAGCUGGGGAGCGCAAGUGGUGGCGGCGCUGCUGGCGUCCCGCACAGCCCGGCUGCUGCCCAUGCUCAGAAACGACCUCCCGAGCUCGAAGCUCGCCCUCCCUUUCCAUGUGUUGGCCUUCCCCUUCCGUUUCGACUCUCCCUCGCCGACAGCAUCAGUGGUUGUCUUUGGCUCCGCUGAACCACCGGGGGGACUCGCCGAGGGCUCCACAUGCGUCGUGUCCAAGAUGGCCAAAGCAGGGGGGUGCCUGGGGCGUUUUACCGCUUCCAACAGGUUCUGGAUGGCAGCUAUGUCGGUGUCGUUGUGGCCUUUCGACGCCCGUGCAAGAUCAACGGCCCCGCCGCCGGUGGCUAGCGCUGCCCUCACGCCCUUCUCCGCCGCCUCGUUUACCGACGUCGGCGUCGCGCUUGAGCCUGCUUCCGGCUGA